UCUUACUUAUCAAUUCGCAAACGGCUUUGAGUCACAAACGAAGCAAGGAGCUUUGGUUCUGCAAGCCAAUUCGGCCUCUAACUCUUUUCUGUGUUCUAUACGUAAAUAAUCCUUAAAGCUACAAGUCAGAUUACUUCAAUUGAGGUAGUAGAUCACUCAUUUGUCGAAAGGUUCAGUCUAUCUUGUAACAACUUACCCUCCAAGCAUAAGAGAGUCCAAGCUUAGACAAGGGUCACCGAAUAGCUUCAAAGUCGAUAACGCUAUGGCCGAGCAAGACCAAACUUUCGUGGAUAUCAGGCCGCUGCUUCAGCGCCUAUGGCCCGACCCAGCUAAGGAAAAAGUGACCGCUAAAGAAAUUGCCGAUGCCCUCGCUCUCAUCUUCACCAACCAGCUUAGUCCCGUCCAGACCGGCUCGCUACUAACAGCUCUGCACUUCACCGGCUGGGACCGCCGUGCCGAUGUUCUCGCCGAGGCCUCCGCAGCUAUGCGCCGCCACGCCGCCAAGAUCGACUCCGGUGCUCUUGACGAAGUCAUUGCGAAGCGGCGGCGACCCGAGGGCAAGUAUAAUGGCGGGCUAUGUGACAUAGUUGGCACGGGCGGUGACUCUCACAAUACCUUCAACAUAUCAACCACAUCUUCUAUCCUCGCCUCCUCCCUCCUUCUACUAGCCAAACAUGGAAACCGUGCGUCGACAUCUAAAUCCGGCUCUGCCGACCUACUUAUGAACAUGCAACCGACGCCCGCGCAGCUAGGCCGCAUAAACCCCUCUACCAUUACCGACGUAUACGCGCGCACCAAUUAUGCUUUCCUGUUCGCCCCCGUCUUCCAUCCAGGCAUGAAGCACGUCGCGUCCGUACGCAAGGAGCUCGGCUGGCGUACCAUCUUUAACCUUCUCGGGCCCCUAAGCAAUCCCCUUGGCGACGCUAUCGAAGCCCGUAUGUUGGGUGUUGCCCGCGAUGACUUGGGCCCUGUGUUUGCCGAGGCUCUACGCAUAUCCGGCGCUAAGAAGGGCCUCGUCGUAUGCGGCAAGGAGCAGCUGGACGAGGUGUCGUGCGCCGGACCCACGCUAUGCUGGCAGUUGAUAGAACAUGCCAGCGGGACUAUAGACGUCGAGCACUUUACACUUGAGCCCGCCGAUUUUGGGCUAAGCACGCACCCACUGAGUACCGUGUCUCCCGGUCGCGAGCCGCACGAGAAUGCUGAAAUCCUACGGCGCCUGUUAAACAACGAGCUACCACCUAACGACCCGAUCCUCGAGUUUGUAUUAAUCAACACGGCUGCGUUCCUAGUCGCUGCAGGGAUCUGCGAGGCGGACGAAAGCGCCAUGGGAUCCGGUGAUGACGGAAAGGUUAUUAGGGAGCGCGGGCCAGGAGGCGGUCGCUGGAAGGAGGGUGUACGCCGUGCGCGAUGGACUAUAGAGAGUGGCGAAGCGUGGAAGCAGUGGAGUGCUUUUGCCGAGGUUACGAAUAGCCUACCCGCUUAAGACUCGUGCUGUUUCUUAGGGACGCUGAUUUUUUAGGACAUAAGAAGACUUAUGUUUUUGAUUUCUCUGUUUCAAGUUGUGAUACCAGAAACAAGGACGAAGUGAUAAGCAUGUUGGGCUACAUCAGCUGUAAUUGAUGUCUACGACGGGACGGAUGUGAAAUCGGGAAAGAAAGGAUAGAAAAAGGUCAUCACAUUAACUUGGCACGGAAAAGGGGUAUAAGAGGAAUUUAACUCGAGAAGGAUACCUAUAUCUAAUAUACUUAUAAGUUCCUUUGGUUAACUCUUUGGAUUCCAGUGGCAUUUACUGAUAAGAGACGGAAGUACAUGCUUUGUAUAUCACUGACGACAGGUGUUCUAUAAGGGGUCAAAUCGGUCAUAUAUCAGUGGUCAUAUAUCAGUAUGCAUAAACCCGUCUAUCACAAUAGUCAAACCAGACUGAAGACACGUCAAGGUAAAC
This is a messenger RNA of Daldinia loculata, 1942 nucleotides long. Its product is annotated as glycosyl transferase. The coding region runs from base 263 to 1483 and encodes 406 amino acids. Lineage: Eukaryota; Fungi; Ascomycota; Sordariomycetes; Xylariales; Hypoxylaceae. Gene Ontology annotation, biological process: L-tryptophan biosynthetic process. The transcript is spliced from 2 exons. The record is from RefSeq and is a predicted model, not a curated record. Gene Ontology annotation, cellular component: cytosol. Gene Ontology annotation, molecular function: anthranilate phosphoribosyltransferase activity.